GUUGAUAGUAUUCGAUACAGAUACAUAUAGCAAUCACGAUAUCACUCGAUGACCGUGCGGCACAUUCCAUACGGCUGAACCAGUAUCAUCUGCAUACAGUGGGGGUUUAUUGUUUUUAUUGCGACCGGAACACUGCACAGUGCAUCGAUUAUCAGUGCUUCGAAGGACGGUUAUCCAAAGUAGACAUUAGCGUGCGAUAAAUUAUUGCGCUAUAUCGAAUUCGAAGUGCAGCUAUCUAUCGUAGAACUUGAAGAUUGUGUGCAACAGCGGCUAUUGUGAUUGUGCCAAGUGAUAACAAUGGCGGCAGCCAUGGAAAACAUCAGCAAUAUAAAGUUAUAUGAUUUGAUCACCAGGUGGAUAGAAGUGCAAAAGAUGCGGCCGGAUUACAAUGAUGGAAGUCCACUUAGCAUUGACGUAAUGGAUCUAACGCUGCUACUCAAGUCAAUGGGCCUCAAGCUGGAAUACAUUGACUUUGAGGAGGAGAAGCUCAACACAGACACAUUAUCCGUGCAAAUAAAGUGCAAUAAAUCUGGCGUUUUGGCCAAGUUGAGCUACGAUUUGGUAAACUGUUCCUGUCCAGAUAAGAAUUACAAGGAAACCUCUUUUUGGGAGGUGCAAGGUACCGGACCAUCCGUGUUUUCAAAGUGCACAAACGAUACCUCGUCGAACCUUCUGCCGGAAAUUUCUGAAAAAUGUUCCAUGGUAUCCAAAGCAAUGCUGUCCAAUCUACUGGACUACUAUCGGUCCAACAUCAGGGCCAUCGAGCGGGGAGAAGAUGUUCUACAAUCGCCUUUGAAGGUUGCCACCCCGAAGAUCUGUAUCAUAAGUCCGGGAAAGAGUCUAACUUCUGAUCCUUGUGCAACGCCACCUGCUGAAGGAAAGACUGCACACACCGAGCUCCCGCAUACUCCCGAUAACAGGAAUAAAUUUGAGUCAGUUGGGAAGGGGGUCAAACCUAGAUCAUUGGAGGAGCUUCAAGACAGUCCGAAAAAGUCAUCAGACGAACAAAAUGAUGCCAAAUUGAACAGUUCUUUGGAAAGCGUAGGAAUAGAUAAUGCCACACGAGAGCUAUCUGGUAACGAUUCUGCUGAAAAACCCAUAAUCGUUGGCGAAUCUACUCCCGAGCCUGCGCUAUCCAAGUCGAACAUGCCGAAUGAUAGUUCGUUCGCUAAUAGCGAAGCCAUGAAGGCACUGAUCACGUCUAGUCCCAAUGAGAAAAUUUUCGAUUCCAUCCUGACCGUCGACCAAAACCACGAACGUGACCUAAAUGUAAUCCACUGCCUACAGCAAGCCCGCCAGCAAAUUGACACCGCUAUGCUGGUUAUGAAGCUGAACAAUCCAUGUUCAGACCUUACGAAAAUCUCCGCCGUUACUACCACUCCCCAAACGGUCAUUCGAAACAAGCAAUUUGCUCCAAAACACCCAGAACGGAAUUCGAUGGUUGCUAGAAGAAUGUCUUUGCCAGGUCAUCCAUCGGAACCAUCGAAACUUGCCGCUAGCAGCACUCCUGGAUUGAUGAAGAAGAAACCGACAAUUCCAUCGCACCUUGUUAAACCAAUGGCACCACGUGGAGAUACUCCACGUCCCACUGGGUCACAGCUUAAAACCGCUUCACUGUUGAGAAAAGCGAAUUCUUCAUCCUCGGUUGCGAGCAGCAGUUCUACAACCAAAUCUGCACCAACUACGAUCACUAGGAAACCGAUUGCUGGAGUUAAACCAAUAGGUAGCGUACGGCCAACGUCGAGUGCCGCUGGGCGGACAGCGACGUCCGUGGCCAGGUCGGUCAGUGCGUCAAGGCUCGACAAAAAGUGAAAUGGAGUAUUUUGAGUGCGUGUCUGUUGGCCAUAUUUAUUUAUUACUUUUAUGGACAUUUUUGGCCUUUGCAUUUUCGAACACUGCCAAUCCACUUUUUGCAGUGUUGUCCUUUAUAAUAUGAUGCGUUUUAUA
Messenger RNA from Ochlerotatus camptorhynchus, 1947 nucleotides. RefSeq lists its product as uncharacterized. NCBI's taxonomy places the organism in Eukaryota, Metazoa, Arthropoda, Insecta, Diptera, Culicidae. The transcript has 3 exons. Bases 298 to 1812 code for a protein of 504 amino acids. The record is from RefSeq and is a predicted model, not a curated record.